Messenger RNA from Portunus trituberculatus (swimming crab), 1065 nucleotides. It is a transcript of the gene Naa20A, whose product is annotated as N-alpha-acetyltransferase 20-like. Gene Ontology annotation, cellular component: NatB complex. Gene Ontology annotation, molecular function: protein-N-terminal amino-acid acetyltransferase activity. The coding region runs from base 28 to 549 and encodes 173 amino acids. NCBI's taxonomy places the organism in Eukaryota, Metazoa, Arthropoda, Malacostraca, Decapoda, Portunidae. The record is from RefSeq and is a predicted model, not a curated record. Gene Ontology annotation, biological process: N-terminal peptidyl-methionine acetylation. The transcript is spliced from 4 exons.
AGACGAGAGAAGCUAAGAACCGCCAGCAUGACCACACUGAGACCCUUCCGUUGUGAGGAUAUGUUCCACUUCAACAAUGUCAACCUGGACCCACUCACAGAGACUUAUGGCCUCUCCUUCUACCUGCAGUACCUUGCUCACUGGCCAGAAUAUUUCCAGGUGGCAGAGUCUUCUAGUGGCGUCAUCAUGGGAUACAUCAUGGGGAAGGCUGAGGGUCACGGAGACAACUGGCAUGGCCACGUAACAGCACUCACCGUGGCGCCGGAGUACAGACGUCUGGGCCUGGCAAAGCAGCUCAUGGCCAUUCUGGAGGACAUCUCAGAAAAGAAACGGUGUUACUUUGUUGACCUGUUUGUGCGUGUGAGUAACCUUGUUGCCAUCACCAUGUACAAGAAGCUUGGGUACAUAGUUUACCGCACUGUUCUGCAGUAUUACUCGGGCGACCCGGAUGAAGACGCCUAUGACAUGAGGAAAGCAUUGUCUCGGGAUGCCCAGCAGAAGUCUGUCAUCCCACUCACACACCCGGUACGUCCUGAGGAUAUAGAGUAGUAGCCUUAGGUAUGGUGUUGCUUUGAUGCUUUAAAUGGGACUGCAGCAAGGGUGUGCUGUGUCCUCCUCCAUUGCUUAAUGAUUAUGCAGGAAAUCCUUGAGUUACAACAGCAUUUUAUUUCUAUGCCACAUUGUAAACUGAAUUUCAGCAUUGGUCAGAACCAACCUAAAUAAGCACCCAUCUUAUGGUAUUCAUAUGUGCUAAUCCUUUACUUAUGUAAAGUCAUAAUUUAGGACAUAGAAACAUAAUUACACUUGUAAAAAGACACAGAACACCUACAGUAGAUAAAAAAAAAUUAUGUAAUAAAUUAAUAACAAACAAUCAGCUAAAGGAAAUGUACAGGGACCAGCAUUGUCAAUGUCAUGACCACAAAAUGUUGGAAAUCAAGACCAUUGUAAACAGAGGACUCCCUAUGAAGAUGUGGCUGCAUGGGAGAUAAAUGUGAGAAUGAUAGAUUGAGGUUGUGAUAUUCCCUUGCUUAUGUAGCAUUUAAAUAUAUGGUUUGGUUUGGGAAA